This is a messenger RNA of Neopsephotus bourkii (Bourke's parrot), 1553 nucleotides long. It is a transcript of the gene CCDC63, whose product is annotated as coiled-coil domain containing 63. Gene Ontology annotation, biological process: cilium movement; outer dynein arm assembly. NCBI's taxonomy places the organism in Eukaryota, Metazoa, Chordata, Aves, Psittaciformes, Psittacidae. The annotation marks the transcript as partial. Gene Ontology annotation, cellular component: axoneme. The transcript is spliced from 6 exons. The record is from RefSeq and is a predicted model, not a curated record.
UCAUGAUUGCUGCUUUUCCAUGAGCAAAACAGAUUGCAGCUAGGUAUGAAGUCCAGGGAGCUGGUUGCAAGGAAGCAAAGGGAAUGGUAACUCUUUGGCUCUUGACAGCAAAACCCUGGGUUCUGCUUUCCAGUUAGAGCAAAAGGCUUCAAAGUCCCAGCUUAUGGGAUGAUUGAAACAUUCAAAGGGAAGCAAGAACCAGUAAAAUGAGGGUUUCUGCUUGCUGUGGACACACAGCCAGGGAGAUAUCAGAGCACAUGCUUCAGGGCUGGUUUUGGGGCAUGGAAACCCCUUUGGUCCAUGUAAUGGGGGCUCCCAGCAUUCCUCUGGCCACCCUCCUUGGUGAUGGUUCCCGUGGAGAACACUUCCACAUUGUGGUGUGAUGUUGCUGUCAUGGCAACCGGGGUCAGAGCGGUACCCGCCCUCUGAUGGGUUCUUACUGCUCCUGUGCUUCCCACUGGAAAUAGGGCUGUUCUUGGGGAAUAACUGACUGCCAUCGUGGUCCUGCCCCCUGGCUGGAGAGGAACUGCAGCAUCCUGCAGCAGGGUACUGAAUGGGAUGGAAUAGCUCAAGCCAUCUGUUCUUCCCCUACUUAUAAACUGGAUAAGAGGAGCGUGCUUCGUGAUGACAUCCCUACACAUGUUCUCCUUUUAUUCAUUGUGCAGCCAUCUGUGAUGGUUUCCUUAUGUGCCAAAACACCCGAAGGACACGAUCAUACAACCAACCCCUUACCCAGCUUUUGUUUCUCCCCUUGGAAAGCAGGCCUGUCCCCGUGGAGGCUCUAUCUUCCCCUUCCCAAGGUGCCUGCAGUGUGACUGCAGAAUUAGCUGGAAGAAAUGAGGAAGUCAAAGAGGCAAGGACACUCCUCGAAGCAGGACCUUUCAGAUGAGCCUGUGAAGCUGUCAGAAAGGAUGGCUGUGUCUGAGAUCAAUAGACUGCAGAAACAGUUUCGAAUAGCAGCAGAGAAGAGGAAGUCUUACAGUACCAACCUGAAACAGCGAAUACUGGCCCAGGAAAAAGAAAUAGAAUCUCUGACUCAAGAACAGAGAAAGGUGUCACUAACAAGAGGCCAGAUCAUGUCCCUGAAAAAUAGGAUGCUGGAUGACAGAAAUCGCAAAGAGGCCCAAUACCUUUUGCAGAUCAGACAUCAGUAUGAUUGUCUGAUUAGAGAAAGAAAAGCAGCGUUAGCUGUCCUGGACAGCCAGAUAGAAGAGCUGGAAAAAAAGGUUGUGAUGCAAAACCUGAUAGCAAGGAAGGUGAAGCAAGCGAACCGUAGCAAACAGCUGCAGAAGCAGAUCGACACACUGGAGACGUGUCUGUACAAUGCCAAUGUCCAUUUCAAUACCAUCCUGGCCAAAAAUAACAAGCUUCAAGAAGAGAUUGAAAGCCUGCAAAUCCAGAAAGCUGUUUUGGACAACUCCUACUUCAAGCUCCAUACAAAGCUGGAGCAGCAGAAGAAAAGGAUGAACACUGCUGUUAAGCAAACCACACAAGCCUAUGAGCAGCUGUACGUGGCCUUGAGAACCCUGUGUGGCAAACUCAGCACUAAGAGG